Molecule: messenger RNA, 759 nt
Organism: Dictyostelium purpureum
Lineage: Eukaryota; Evosea; Eumycetozoa; Dictyosteliales; Dictyosteliaceae
Exons: 1
Coding region: 1-759 (252 amino acids)
Source: RefSeq, a predicted model, not a curated record
AUGAAAUUCUUAAUUAUAACUAUAAUUUUAUUUUUUAAUUAUAUCUAUGCCAUUCAGUUAGAAACACCUACUUCAAUCUACACCAAUUUUUCAAUUGAUGGAAUGAGAUGUAAUGCUGAAGGGGAAACCAUUUUACUUGAUCAAUGUAAAAACCUUUGUUCACACCCUCAAAAUAUUCAAUAUGAUACCACAAAAGAUAAAUAUUCAAUCUCAAUAUAUUUCGAUGAAUCAUGUACACAACUAUCCGAUCGUCAAUAUUUUACUUGCCCUCAAGCCCAAAUAGGAGCUGAUCAAAUUUAUUGUAACAAUAGUAUCAAGUAUGAAACAUUCUCCUCUUUUACCUUAAGCAAAAGGGGAUGCUCAUAUACUAGUGCAAGCAUUGGUAAUUGUACACAGUUUUGUGGUGAGACUUAUAAGGUAGUUCAACAAACAAAUACAUCAUUUAACUAUUCAAUUAUUUCUUUUUCCGAUGAAGAAUGUAAAAAUGAAAAAGAAAUUCCUUUAAAUUUCACAUGUAUUUCAGACAAUAAACCAGUAUCUGUAAUUGAUACAGAUGUUUCCAUUAUUUGCCAUGGAUCAUCACCUUCAAAUAACUCUGAAAGUUCAAAUAGCCAAUCAUCAUCAUCAAACUCUACAAGUAACUCGUUGAGCUCAUCAAGCUCUUCACAAGAUGGAUCAGAUAGUGAAAACUCAUCCUCAAUUGUUAAAUAUUCAAUUCUUUUAAUCAUUUUUACAAUUUUCAAUAUUUUUAUUUUAUAA